AAGCACAAAGCUGUCGAGCUGGAAAAUCUGCACGCAACACACCCGCCCGUCGAAAAAAUUUGAAGUCGGACGGUAUAUCCACACAGUCUGGAGGAGUUCGUCUGUACUACAGUCACCAACAACGGCUGAAAAAUGAGCAAAAUCGCGAAAUUUUUGAAGGGGAGCUCCGGCUCGAGCUCGUCGAGCUCUUCGAAGUCCAGACACCACCGGUCGCGCGGAGGGCCUUCCCCCCAGGAGGCCAUUCACAAACUCCGGGAAACAGAGGAAAUGCUGACGAAGAAACAAGACUACCUGGAGAAGAGGAUAGAGCAAGAAAUUAUGAUAGCCAAGAAGAAUGGCACAAAAAACAAACGGGCUGCCCUGCAGGCCUUGAAGAGGAAGAAGCGCUUGGAGCAGCAGCUCACCCAGAUCGACGGCACGCUCUCCACCAUCGAGUUUCAGAGGGAAGCUCUGGAGAACUCACACACCAACACGGAGGUCCUGAAGAACAUGGGCUAUGCUGCCAAGGCCAUGAAGCAGGUCCACCAGAACAUGGACAUUGACAAGAUCGAUGAUCUGAUGCAAGACAUCACAGAGCAACAGGAUGUGGCCCAAGAGAUCAGUGAUGCCAUCUCCAGACCUUUCGGCGAGACAUUUGAUGAGGAUGAGCUGCUGGCAGAGCUGGCAGAGCUGGAACAGGAGGAGCUCGAGGACAACAUGAGGAGUAUGGGCGGACUACCAAGCGUGCCCAGCUCCAAACUGCCUUCAGCACGGCCAAGUCAGCGCGCAACAAUCAAGAAAAGGGCUGAAGAAGAUGACGACAUGCGUAUGCUGGCAUCAUGGGCGACUUAAUCACACAAAGGCAGCCUCUCACCAAGAGAAACAAACAUAAAAAUUCUAGAAGGAGCUUUUUUUGUCUUUGUUUAGCUUUUUGUAUUAAUUUUGAAGGCUUUUAGGGAAAAUGAAGAGCAUCAUGUUAUUUUUAAAAUAAGCUUUUUGCUUACCGGCUUUUAAUGCCACUUUGCAGGUUGUAUUUAUCAAACACGUUUUUAAGUGAAGGAACUGACAAACUGAAUUUUAGAUUUAUGUUUCUCUUCCUUUAUUUUCUGUCUUUACAAUAAUCAUUCUUACUUGUACAGAUUACACUAUUUUCAUAGGACUAAUGAAGACACGGAUUGACUCUGAUAAUUUAACACAGAGCAAAUAUGCUAAACUGUAUUUCAUACAGCUGUAAAUAAAGUCUGAUUUUGCAUUAAUUUUGUAAAUAUAUUGCUUUAUCAACAUUCAACAAUAAAAACAGCUAUUGUCUAACA
Molecule: messenger RNA, 1292 nt
Organism: Chelmon rostratus (copperband butterflyfish)
Lineage: Eukaryota; Metazoa; Chordata; Actinopteri; Chaetodontiformes; Chaetodontidae
Gene: chmp4c
Product: charged multivesicular body protein 4C
Exons: 5
Coding region: 133-831 (232 amino acids)
Biological process (GO): late endosome to vacuole transport via multivesicular body sorting pathway; vesicle budding from membrane
Cellular component (GO): multivesicular body; cytoplasmic side of plasma membrane; ESCRT III complex
Source: RefSeq, a predicted model, not a curated record